Penicillium soppii is the source of this 657-nucleotide messenger RNA. RefSeq names its product GIG1 family protein. The record is from RefSeq and is a predicted model, not a curated record. Gene Ontology annotation, biological process: N-acetylglucosamine metabolic process. Gene Ontology annotation, cellular component: cytoplasm. The coding region runs from base 1 to 657 and encodes 218 amino acids. Lineage: Eukaryota; Fungi; Ascomycota; Eurotiomycetes; Eurotiales; Aspergillaceae. The transcript is spliced from 2 exons.
AUGCCCGAAGUGCCAGCUUUCAAUCUUACGCCUCUGGACCAUCAACUCCUGGCUAUGACCGAUGAGGAAUUUGUAUAUCAUGACUGGGAUGAACUGAAAGAAAUCAUCGCACGAAAUGACCUUGGUGCCCUCAAGCGAAAGCCCUCCGAUCUGCGCCGAUACCUGGCCUGGUCAGCGGAGACCAAAGCCCAGUACGGAUCGAUUAUAAACUACAUUUGCCAGCGGCGAUUGCAGUGGCAGUUGCCGGAUCCUACCACCGGCAUUGACUCCGCGGUUAUUCAACAAAGCGGGCCCCUGGCUGCUUUCAAGAACCCGCGCCCCUUUGCCGAUCCCGAGGAUUAUAAGAUCCUCCGCAAUGACUGGCCUUAUGGCCUCACUCCCGGCAUUUCGCACCUGGUCGUGUGGUUGCGUACUCCUAUUCCCGUGCAAUCUGGGGAAGGCCACUUGACUGAUGAAUCUCGGGCUAUGAUCAACGGUUUUGUGCAAAAGACAUUUGUCGACCGAUUGGCUAAGGAUCCAUCGUUUUCGGACCCUGCUUCGCAUGUGCUAUGGUUCAAAAAUUGGGUUGGUUUGCAGAGCGUCAGAGCACUUGAACAUGUUCAUAUUCUGGUGCGCGAUGUUCCAGAUGAUAUCUUGUUCGAAUGGUCGGGCGAGUGA